ACCACAUAUAAAUUUAAAAUAAUAAAUUUUUUAAGGAAAUAGUUAAAUGACAAAAUUGCUCUAUAAUCCAAUAAAUUAAAUAGGCCUCCUUAGUCCUGCCCAUUCAUUCAUUAGACUUCAAAUCACGCCCUUCAGAACUCGACCUUAUCUCUUUCACACUCAUAAACACAGAAAUGGGGAUCCCUCACUUCCUUGUCAUCCCAUUCCCAACACAAGGACACUUGAAUCCCAGCAUGCAGUUCUCUCAUGCUUUGGCCAAAAAUGGCUGCAACAUCACUUUCCUCAGCACAGAGUUCAACCACAAUAAGGUACUGAUGCUGAAGGCUGCUGCAGCAAGUUCUGAUCAUCAUCAAGACAACCUCUUGGGAUCAAAGAUCAAACUAGUCUCUUUCCCAGAUGGUUUGGAUCCUGAAGAUGAAAGAAGAGACCUCCAGAAACUGCUUUUUUCAAUCAGAAACACAAUGCCUUCAAGGCUUCCUAAACUCAUCCAUGAGAUCAACGCUUUAGAGGGCAACAACAACAAUUAUAUCACAUGUAUAGUUGUUACUAUAAAUAUGGGAUGGGCUUUUGAAGUUGGUAGCAGCUUGGGAAUCAAAGGUGCUUUGCUCUGGCCUGCCUCUGCAACUUCCUUGACUCUCUGUGACUCCAUCCACAGUUUCAUUGAUGAUGGUGUCGUUGAUUCUGAAUAUGGACUUCCAGUGAAAACCCAGAAAAUUCAGCUUUCUCCAGACAUGCCCCUGAUGGACCCAAAAGACUUGCCUUGGUGCAGCCUGGGUAAGGUCUACUUUGAACACCUGAAGCAAGAGAUAAAAACUUGCAAGUUAUCAGCACAAUGGUGGCUCUGCAACACUGUCUAUGAACUUGAACCUGUAGCUUUUUCGUCAUCACCAAAGCUCUUACCAAUUGGUGGGCCAAUGUUAACGAGUAGUGACCACAAUCCAACAUCAUUUUGGGAAGAAGACAAAACUUGUUUGCACUGGCUUGAUCAACAACCUUCUCAAUCUGUCAUAUAUGUUUCUUUUGGUAGCUGGUCAUUGUUAGACCAAAACCAGUUCACAGAAUUAGCACUUGGACUUCAACUUUUGAACAUGCCUUUUCUUUGGGUUGUGAGGCCUGGAAAUGAUGAAAAACAUGCAUACCCAGAUGGGUUUAUGGGAUGUAUUAGUAAUAAGGGUAAAAUUGUAGGUUGGGCCCCACAGAAGAUGGUCUUAAAACACCAUGCAAUAGCUUGUUUCAUUAGUCAUUGUGGUUGGAACUCAACCGUGGAAGGUUUACAUGGUGGCGUACCUUUCUUGUGUUGGCCAUUUCGCAAUGACCAGUUUGUGAACAAGUUUUUUAUUUGUGAGGUGUGGAAGGCUGGACUGGGACUUCACAAGCAUGAGAAUGGAGUAAUAUCAAGAGAUGAGAUCAAGAAGAAGGUAGAGCAACUUCUUGGCUGUGAAGAUAUAAAAGCAAGGUGCUUGAAAUGGAAGGAGAUUGUGAUGGAAAGCAUGGAAAAAGAAGAUAGUCAAUCUAUAAGAAAUUUUCAAAACUUUAUCAAGUGGACCAAGGAAUAAAAAUGUUCUUGUUUUUUUUUUUCUUUGGGACCGAAAAUAAACAUGUUCUUGUUAUGCAUGUCUCAAUUAAUCUCAAAAGCCAUUUUUCCUUUCA
Messenger RNA from Prosopis cineraria, 1650 nucleotides. RefSeq names its product UDP-glycosyltransferase 83A1-like. The transcript has 2 exons. Gene Ontology annotation, molecular function: UDP-glycosyltransferase activity. The coding region runs from base 174 to 1556 and encodes 460 amino acids. NCBI's taxonomy places the organism in Eukaryota, Viridiplantae, Streptophyta, Magnoliopsida, Fabales, Fabaceae. The record is from RefSeq and is a predicted model, not a curated record.